Sclerotinia trifoliorum is the source of this 1378-nucleotide messenger RNA. The record is from the annotation of a GenBank genome assembly. Lineage: Eukaryota; Fungi; Ascomycota; Leotiomycetes; Helotiales; Sclerotiniaceae.
CGAGGAAGAAGACAGGCUUUCGAAUGAAGAGGAGGAAGAAGAGGAAGAAGGUGUACUUCAAAACAAGUGCAGAAAGCUUUCAUUAGAAGUGCCAUAUUUUAAAGCGUAAGUCACUUUAUUACGAAGUUCACUUCGUAUAUCUCUGAUAGAUCCUCCAUUGACGAAGCCCAUCGUUACCCUUCUACAUUACCUGUUCAUCAUUCAAGGCUAGUUAGAUUUGCAGGUACGAGUACAUUCCUGAAACGUCGAGCCUUAAUUUCCGAUUGCCUUCUGUAGCACACGACAUAGUAGCAGAUAAGCUUCGAGAUGUUGUUUUAACAGUCAUCAAAUCUACAAUUUCCGCUGCCCCAGAUACUUGCCCUUUCAAGAAUAAGGUACUCCAUGGCAUUGAAGGAAACUUAAGUCAACAGAUCUCAGCUUGGAAAGUCGCUGGGAAAUGGAAAAAAUUCUACCCAGACGUCUCGAUCAAUUUCUUUUUACCGGCUGAUCACGAAGCCAAUGACGAGGGAAAUAUCAUAUUUGAGAUCGGCUAUUCACAGACGCUGGAGCGCUUGAGGGAUUUUGCUAAGCUCUACCUCCUUCGCACGGAUAUGUGUGUAAACAAGGUGGUAAUCGUCAAGAUGGACCCAAAGACACGACAGACAUUUCUCGAAGUAUGGGAAAGUUAUAAGAAGAUUGUUAAGGGCAAGAGAUAUUAGCACUUUCGUAUGCGCAAGUACAAGAGAAACGUCAGCAGCAAGGAUUCUGCAAUGGUAUGCUAAUUUGACAUAUUGAUGACAUAUUGAUGGUUUCAAUAUUGACAAGUUACAGGAGAUUCGAGGCUUAGAUGGCGCCCCCGGUGCCCAAAUAAAUGAGAGUGUGAAAUUUUCAUUAGGUGAUCUGGUUCCUUCAACAUUGCAUGAAAAAGAUCCCGAACUCUUCGACAUAUCUUGGGAAUUACCGAUAUCAGAUUCGUACAAGUUGAUCAAUUAUGCAUUCAAUCGUUACGAUCAUGACGCCGAUGAUCAGGGCUGGAAAGGUCCGAAUACUCCAACCCCUGUAUGGGAUGACGAAAAGGAAAGAACCGCGUCUCAUUCCCCAACAUCGGCUGCUACUUCGCCUUCAGAAGACGAAGAAUUUCCUGCUGUUAAUAUUCGGAAACGAAAGAGUUUCCAUUGGAAGUCAAGUUCUUCUCCAUCUCUUCUUACCUUCACGGCGGAACUUGGUAAUAAUCAAGCCAAUUCAAGUCGGAAAGUUGUUGAGUAAACCACGCAUCAUUCAUCGAAUCUAUCUGCAUACCAUUAUCAAACAUGGAGAUAUUAUCUAUCCCGAUUCCUCCAUUGGGUAUACUCCCACUCAUUAUGGCAGAAUAAUCUGUAGGCGUUGGUACUUGGGGGUA